CGUUGCCAUGUCCUGUAUUUCGUCACAUCUUUUGUGUUACUGUACAACGCAUUCAACCAUCGAGCUUGUCCAGAGUUGUGUAUUUCGUAUGGAACAGGAUCGUCCGAACAUGACAUCCCGUGUUGGCCCCAGAACAGCCAGUACAAAUGGAAGUGACUUCAAACCCAGAGAAAAGGUGGCCCCACAUUACCAGAUGAGUGCUUCCCUGAAGUCAGAGGUUCGGAAGCUGAACUGGGUCCACCUUCUGAUCUGGUUGCUAGUGGCUGCACAAGUGAUUGUGAGCCACUUUGACCUGGUGUCACACGACACAGUAUCCAUACCGUACCAGUGGGAAUACCCCUACCUGCUCAGCCUCAUACCCCUUCUCUGCAGCAGCCUGUCACUCCCAAACAAUAACAUCAGCUACCUGGUUAUAUCCAUGAUCAGUGCAGGGCUUUUCUCUGUGGCGCCUCUCAUUUAUGGUGGCAUGGAGAUGUUUCCCGUAGCUCAGCAGCUCUAUCGCCAUGGAAAAGCUUACCGCUUCAUUUUUGGCUUCUCUGCUGUGACUGUUAUGUACCUCAUCAUGGUUGUUGCUGUUCAAGUGCAUGCAUGGCAAAUAUACUACAUGAAGAAACUUUUAGAUUCAUGGUUUGAUGCCACUCAGGAAAAGAAAAAGAAAUGAAUGUAUAAAAAGGAUUGCUUCUGGAAAAUGUAUGUUUAUGUUGUUAGUUUCAUUCAGUUGCAUUUAUUAGGUCAGAAAAAUCCCACCGCAUAACAUAUUUAAGAUCCUAGAACAGUAAUAAGUAGCAGGUUUGCUUGCAUCUUGUGUCUGCAGUAACCAAUGAAAUCUUUGCACCUUCUUCAGUAUUAAGCAGGCUUCUGCUUUUCUCUAAAAAGAUCUCAGGUUACAGUGAUUUCAUUUUGCUCAUGCUUACACAACAAAGACACAAGCUGUGUCAGUGUAUACAUUUUGCUCCUAAACUCCCAGUGUUUGUUCAUAUUAGGUGGUUUAUUUGGUCUCGUUUGAUUAUGUUAUGUAAAUUAUGAUUAUAUGUCUAUUUUUAGUGAGAAAAAAACUAUUAAAGAAGAAAUAAAAUCAUCACAACCUC
Xiphophorus hellerii (green swordtail) is the source of this 1088-nucleotide messenger RNA. RefSeq names its product jagunal homolog 1a (gene jagn1a). Lineage: Eukaryota; Metazoa; Chordata; Actinopteri; Cyprinodontiformes; Poeciliidae. Gene Ontology annotation, biological process: endoplasmic reticulum organization; vesicle-mediated transport; granulocyte colony-stimulating factor signaling pathway. Gene Ontology annotation, cellular component: endoplasmic reticulum membrane. The record is from RefSeq and is a predicted model, not a curated record. The transcript is spliced from 3 exons. Bases 8 to 661 code for a protein of 217 amino acids.